This is a messenger RNA of Caenorhabditis sp. 36 PRJEB53466, 324 nucleotides long. The record is from the annotation of a GenBank genome assembly. NCBI's taxonomy places the organism in Eukaryota, Metazoa, Nematoda, Chromadorea, Rhabditida, Rhabditidae.
AUGAGACUUCUCGCCCUUCUCUCCGUCCUUUUCGUGCUCUUCCAGUCGAAUCAAGCAUUCAUCGUAAGUUCAGCGUACUUCGAAUCUUCUCAAUAUAAUCUCUUAAUUUUGCAGAGUAGGGUUCCCGGCGGUUGCUUCGUUCAAAAAUGCAUGCCGAAAGGAUCUCCGCCGAUGUGCCCGCAAGGAUUCACAUUUCUCAAAAACAUUGCUUGUGGACGCAUGUGGAACAAACAAAAGGCAAUCUGCUGUCCGUUUGGAAAUCAAGGAGGAUUCCCACACGGGCAAGAAGGAGGUUUCCAGAAUGUUCCGUUGGAUUUCAAUUAG